AUGGGUCAAACCAGCCAAGUGAGUCGGCUGUUCAGUGUCGAGGGAAUUGUUGCUGUUGUCACAGGCGGGGGAAGUGGCCUCGGGCUUUUCAUGACUCAAGCAUUGGCCGAGAAUGGUGCCAAAAGAGUCUAUAUUCUUGGACGGAGGAAGCAAAUCCUAGACGAGGCAGUCAACAAGAUCGGUCUGGACAGUGUCGUCCCUCUAGUAUGUGAUGUAACAGACAUCGAAAACCUGCGAUCGGCAGCGGCAUUCAUCGAGAAGGACGUGGGAUAUAUCAAUUUACUAGUGGCCAACUCUGGCAUUUCCGGUCCUUCGGGCACCGUUGCUCCAGGAGCGAGCAUUGCCGAACUCCAGGAGACGUUGCUGGCCAUUCCGAUGGCAGAUUUCACAAACACCUACCACGUCAAUUGUACCGCCGUCUUUUACACGACGAUUGCGUUUCUGGGCUUGUUGGAUCAAGGGAACAAGCAGCCAUCGGACUCUGCCUAUCAAGGAGGAAGGAGUCAGGUCAUCGCCACCAGCAGCAUUGGGAGCUUCAACCGGAAAAUCACGGCCGGCUUUGCCUAUGGGACAAGCAAGGCCGCCACGACCAUGUUGAUGAAAGUCCUGGCCACAUAUUUGGUGCCAUAUAGGAUCAGAGCAAAUGUUCUAUGUCCUGGCUUAUUCCCAACGGAUCUUACUACGACUCUGAUCAAAGAAGGCCAAGAUCCCGCAACAGAAGGCGCAUUCCCGCUGGACCAAAUCCCGGCCGAGCGCGCAGGGCAGCCAGAGGAUAUUAUGGGUCCUUUGCUGUACCUGGCCUCAAGGGCUGGAGCCUAUUGCAAUGGCAACUGUGUGAUCACAGAUGGUGGUCGUCUGAGUGUCACACCGGCCACGUACUAG
Exophiala dermatitidis NIH/UT8656 is the source of this 882-nucleotide messenger RNA. RefSeq names its product 3-oxoacyl-[acyl-carrier protein] reductase. The record is from RefSeq and is a predicted model, not a curated record. Gene Ontology annotation, molecular function: oxidoreductase activity. The transcript has 4 exons. NCBI's taxonomy places the organism in Eukaryota, Fungi, Ascomycota, Eurotiomycetes, Chaetothyriales, Herpotrichiellaceae. The coding region runs from base 1 to 882 and encodes 293 amino acids.